CAAAUUCUUGUCCCCAAAAAGAAGAAAAAACUAACUCGAAAGACGAUUGUACCCAUUAACGUAAACCCUUGAUAAUAAACCCUAAAAAGCAAUUGCAAAAUUCUCCCUCAACCUUCUUCUCUGAGUAAGGAUCAACGUCCAACAAUGGCGAAGAGCGAAACAAUGAAGAAAAACAAGAAGAAAUCGAAGAAAGCAGGUGUAAAAAAGGUAUCCAUGAAGCAAAAAUCAGCACCCAAGGAUAACCCUUUCGAGACAAUUUGGUCCCGCCGCAAAUUCGACGUCAUCGGCAAAAAACGCAAAGGCGAAGAACGCCGUAUUGGCCAAGCUCGUACUCGCGCUAUCGAUAAGAGGAAGAAGACGUUGCUGGUAGAGUAUGAGCAAAGUGGGAAAGCUUCGGUUUUUGUGGAUAAUCGUAUCGGGGAGCAGAAUGCUACUCUUGGUGAAUUUGACAAGGCCAUUUUGCGUUCCCAGCGUGAGCGCCAGAUGAAAAUAAAAAAGACAAGCAAGUAUAAUUUAUCCGAUGAAGAGGAGGAUGAUCUUGAUAUCUAUGAUGGACUAAGGGAUGACUAUGAUGACGAAGUGGAACAUGGCAGUGACGAGGAUGCAGGUCAAGACAGUUCUUCCAUCUUAAGGCAUGGGCGGAAAUCAGUGGAUGCAAAUAUAGCCGAGGAGGAAAAUAGGCUGAAGAGUAAAAAGGAAGUGAUGGAAGAGAUCAUUCAGAAAAGCAAAUUUUUCAAAGAACAAAAAGCGAGGGAAAAAGAAGAAAAUGAGAAGCUGGUUGAACAAUUGGACAAAGAUUUUGAGUCUUUAGUUCACUCAAAUGCUUUAUCGUCUCUUACUCAACCAAACAAGAUGAAUGCUUUGAAGGCUCUUGUGAAUCCGAACUUUUCAAAAGAGCUCAAAGGGAAAGAGGUUAUGUCAGUUUCCAAGGUUUCUAAGCAGGAUGAGCCUGAUACUUAUGAAAAAUUGGUUAGCGAAAUGGCAUUUGAGAUGCGUGCUCGUCCAUCAGAUAGGACAAAGACUGCGGAGGAGAUUGCCGAGGAGGAGAAAGAACGGCUAGAGCGACUUGAGCAAGAGCGGCAGGAUAGGAUGCGUGCUACUGAUGAUGCCAGUGAAGAGGAUGAUGAUUCUGAGAGUGAUGGCAAGCCAUUUGCUAACAAGCAUAGUCAUGUUUCUGGUGAUGACCUGGGUGACUCGUUCACUGUUGAUGACAAGUCAUUGAAUAAAAAGGGGUGGGUUGAUGAAAUUCUAGAAAGGAAUGAUACAGAGGAUACUGAGGAUGAGGAUGAAGAUAGUAGGAAUUCUGAUGAUUCAGAAGAGAGUGAAGAUGAUGAGGGAGGGACAGAAGAUGAGAAGGAUAAUGGAAAGGCAGAAACUUUGAAGGACUGGGAACUGAGUGACGAUGAAGUUAUUGGUACAGAUCUGCUCGACGAGGAGGAUAAAUCAGAUGAAGAGGGGGGAGAAGAAGAUAAUAAAACGCAUAGUGAGAUGGAGGACAAAAAGAAUGAGAGGCUUGCCAAUCCUGUCAGAAAGGUGAAAAAGAAAACUGCACUGCUGGAUUUAGGUAUGGCACAGCGUUCAAGUCUAAAACAAGAACUUCCUUUCAAAAUUAAUGCUCCAGGAACUAUGGAGGAAUUACACGCACUGUUUCAAGAUCACUCUAAUGAAGAUAUAAUCGAAGCAAUCAGGAGAAUCCGCAUAUGCAAUGCUAUACCUCUUGCUGCCGAAAAUCGGAAGAAAAUGCAAGUGUUCUAUGGUCUCCUUCUGCAGUAUUUUGCUACAAUACCAAACAAAGUUCCGUUAAACUUUCAGUUAUUGAACUUGCUGGUAAAACCAUUGAUGGAGAUGAGCUCAGAAAUUCCAUUUUUUUCAGCAAUUUGUGCUCGUGAACGUAUACAGCGGACUCGUACAAAAUUUUCUGGGGAUAUCAAAGACCCAGGAAACAGCUGCUGGCCUUCCAUGAAGACCUUGCUUCUGUUGAGACUUUGGUCCAUGAUAUUUCCAUGCUCCGAUUUCCGUCAUGUUGUCAUGACACCAGCUUCUUUGUUAAUGUGUGAGUAUCUGAUGCGUUGCCCUGUUCUGUCUGUCCGUGAUGCUGCAAUUGGGUCUUUCUUAUGCUCCAUAGUUCUUUUGGUGACCAAAAACUCUAAGAAGUUCUGUCCCGAAGCUUUAACGUUUCUCAAGGAUUUACUACUUGCAGCUACAGUUAAAGAUCCACGAUGCCCGAAGGACUCUCAGAUGCGUACACAGGACCAUAAGCCUCUGUUGUGGAUAGGAGAGAGUAUAGAGGACAUUAAGCCUCUGGACUUCCUCAAGAUAAUGAACUUGCCUAAAGAUUCCUCCUUUUUCAACAGUCAUGAUUUCAGGGCCAGCGUGCUGGUAUCAGUGGUGGAGACCCUUAGGGGAUUUGUAAACAUCUACGGAGAACUUAAAGCUUUCCCUGAAAUAUUUUCGCCUAUAAAAGCAUUGAUGAUUGAAGUUGCAGAUCAAAAAAACAUGCCUAAUCCUUUACAAGAGAAAAUAAGAGAUGUAGUUGAGCUCAUAAAAAAGAAAGCCGAUGAAUAUGAUGAACACCGACAACCACUUGAGAUGCGGAAACAGAAGCCUGUUCCCAUUAAAUUACUAAAUCCCAAGUUUGAAGAGAAUUUCAUAAAGGGUAGAGAUUAUGACCCUGAUCGUAUUCGAGCUGAGAAUAGGAAGAUGAAGAAACUCUUAAGAAAAGAAGCACGGGGAGCUGUUAGUGAGUUGAGGAAAGAUAACCACUUUCUCCAAGCAGUUAAGGAAAAAGAGAAGCAACGAGUGGACGAAGAGAGAGCAGAGACUUAUGGUAAGGCGAGAGCUUUUCUACAAGAACAAGAACAUAAUUUCAAGUCUGGGCAGCUUGGAAAGGGUCGUAAGAGAAGACGGUAAAACCUCUCUUCAACUGUCAAUAAGCUACUUUGUUGGGCAAUCACUUCUAGCUUUUAAGUGUUGGUCAUCCAUCCUCAAGGUACUAUUGCCAUGGCUAUGCUCCAAAAACUCGAUUGUCUAAAAGUUAUUCAAAUCGGGUAUGUUGCAUAUUGGUUCCUCCUGUUUUUAGUUUAGGCCUGCACAAUGCAUUUUUGUAAUCUUUUCUAUCAAAUUAUAGAAUCAAAAUUGGCAUUUCUUUUGUUUUUGUACCUGUUUUUUUUGGGUUGUGCAAUUUCUGGGUUUUGCAAUUCUUUUUUGGUGGUAAUGUAAAAAAGAUGUAAUUUAAGAUUUUCUUUA
Molecule: messenger RNA, 3246 nt
Organism: Spinacia oleracea (spinach)
Lineage: Eukaryota; Viridiplantae; Streptophyta; Magnoliopsida; Caryophyllales; Amaranthaceae
Exons: 14
Coding region: 145-2910 (921 amino acids)
Biological process (GO): maturation of SSU-rRNA
Cellular component (GO): small-subunit processome; Noc4p-Nop14p complex; nucleolus
Source: RefSeq, a predicted model, not a curated record